Molecule: messenger RNA, 1126 nt
Organism: Hibiscus syriacus
Lineage: Eukaryota; Viridiplantae; Streptophyta; Magnoliopsida; Malvales; Malvaceae
Product: protein LOW PSII ACCUMULATION 3, chloroplastic-like
Exons: 9
Coding region: 56-1021 (321 amino acids)
Source: RefSeq, a predicted model, not a curated record
AAAGGUUGUGACUGAUUUUUAACAACGAACGUAACGGUCUCGAAAGUAGAAAGAGAUGCUGUUAUCAACUCCUGGUUUUGCAGUGUCUUCAGCCCAGCAGUGGAUGGUUUUUCACUGCAGAAGCCAUUGGACUGAAGCAGAAGCUAACACAAAUGGUGGUAUAAAAGGGAGAAUCGGUUUUCCCCUAAAUUUGGGUUCUUCAAGGAAUAUCAAGUUUAUUAGUCGUUCAGUUUCUGAGGAGGGGAAAACCUCGAUCGGAUUCGAUACGCCAUUCCCCGAUGAUUACGAUGACCUUCUUAGACAAGCAAAAAGGGCAACUGAAUCGGCUUUGAAGGAUGGAAAACAGUUGAUGGAGAUUGAAUUCCCAACAGCUGGACUUGGAUCUGUACCAGGCGACGGCGAAGGAGGGAAUGAAAUGACCGAAAGUAUGCAGUUGAUUCGUGAAUUUUGCGACAUUUUAGUAACUCCCGAGAAAGCGACACGAACCAGAAUAUUCUUCCCAGAGGCAAACGAAGUUAAAUUCGCAAGACAAGUGUUUGAAGGGGCUUAUUUCAAACUCGACUACCUAACGAAACCUUCAUUCUUCGAGGAUUUCGGUUUCGGAGAGAAAGUGAAAAUGGCAGACAGGGUAAAGCCGGACGAUGAACUGUUCCUCGUUGGUUAUCCUUAUUUUAACGUUAACGAAAUGAUUGUGGUGGAAGAGCUUUACAAGGAAGCUGUAAUGAACACCAACAGGAAACUGAUUAUAUUCAACGGAGAACUCGACCGUAUCAGAUCUGGGUAUUAUCCAUCCUUCUUCUAUCCUAAGCUGGCAGCACUGACCAAAUCCCUCCUGCCCAUGAUGGAGACUGUAUAUUACAUACAUAACUUUAAGGGACGAAAUGGAGGGACACUCUUCAGAUGUUAUCCAGGACCUUGGAGAGUGCUUAAAAGGGUGGGGAAUGAGUCCUUUUGUGUGCAUCAGCAGGAAACAAUGCCAUCCCUCAAGGAAGUUGCCUUGGAUAUUCUCCCUUCUGCUUGACAUUUGAGAAUUGCACCACUGCACAUAUCAAUCCGCCAUAGCAUCAUGUAAAUAUGACGGUGGAAAUGCCCGAUAAAUCAAACUUCUUUUCUGGAAGAAGAAAAA